AUGAUUUUGAUUGACCUCCACUUCCUGAGACAGCCAGAUCCUCAGGAUGAGGAGGGGGAGGGUGGACAGGAGAGAAUCAUUGUGAUGACUCUCUUCAUUGAGUCUGUCCUGGCCGGGCUGCAGCGCCGGGACGGCGCCCUCAAGACUCUGGUGUACAAGAGCCGCUUCCAGAACGUGAAGCAGCUCUAUGCCCUGGUGUCAGAGACCCUGCGCUACUCACCCGUGCUGGACUCCAUCAUGGACGGGGCUGCCCUGCUGAAGGCUGAGAAGAAGCUGACCCCACACCUGGCCAAGGUGCUGGUGUACGACCUGCUCUUUGGCAAGGGUCUGAAGUGCGGGGGCCGCUGGAAAGUGCUGGUGUUGAAGCACCGGGCCCGGCUGCAGGCAGAGCUUGCCCGUCUCAAGGUGCGCAGGAAGGUGAGCUGCAACGAGGAUCUGCUGGCGCCCACAGAGGGGGUGAUCCAAGCCCUUCAAGUGCCACGCUAUGUCCGAGUGAACACCCUGAAAACUUGCAAGGAUGAUGUGGUCGACUACUUCAAACGCCAGGGCUACUCCUACCUGGGCAGGGCAACCAGAAUGGAGGAGCUGAGCUCCCUCUCAGGGAAGCAAUUCCUCUUGGAUCCCCACCUGCCGGAGCUGCUUGUCUUCCCGCCACAGACAGACUUCCAUGAGAACCGGCUGUACGUCGCAGGGCAUAUCAUACUGCAGGACAAGGCCAGCUGCCUUCCUGCCUUCCUUCUGAGUCCCCCCUCGGGGUCCCAUGUAAUCGAUGCCUGCGCUGCCCCCGGGAACAAGACCAGCCACAUGGCUGCCAUCCUGAAGAACAAGGGACAGAUCUUCGCCUUUGACCUGGACCCCAACCGCUUGGCCACCAUGAGCACCAUGCUGGUGCGGGCUGGGGCUAGCUGCUGUGAACUGGCCAAUCAGGACUUCCUGACAGUUGACCCCAGUGACCCAAAGUACAGCAAUGUGACCUACAUCCUCCUGGACCCCUCAUGCAGCGGCUCAGGAAUGGUGAACCGGCUGCCAGCUGAGGAGAGUGCCCCCAGCUCGGAGCGGCUGCGGGCGCUGGCUAGGUUCCAGCGCAAGGCCCUGAGCCAUGCUCUGCGCUUCCCUGCCCUCCAGCGCCUGGCUUACUCCACGUGCUCGGUGCAGCAGGAGGAGAACGAGGACGUGGUGUGGGAUGUGCUCCAGGAGCACGGCCCAGCGUUCAGGUUGGUAAACGUACUGCCUUCCUGGCCCCAUCGAGGCCUCGCCACCUUCCCAGGUGCUGAGUGCUGCCUCCGAGCCUGCCCUGCAGCGACGCUGACAAACGGCUUCUUUGUUGCCGUGCUGGAGAGGCAGCAGGAAUGCACCAGCCAGGGCUCCUCCAGCUCCCUUCCUGCCGAGGCUGAGGUGGACGGUGGAGCAGAGAGAUCCCAGGAUGGAGAGGGAAGGGGCCCUCGCUCCGCCCGCAAGAAGAGGCGGAAGAAGAGCCGGUGUGUGAAAUAAGGACUCGUGACGGGAGCUGCGGUGGCCCUGUGGUGGCAGCCUUCGAGCCAAGCUUCUGCCAGCUGCCUGCCUGUCCCGCUGCCGGAGCUCGGAGCCCUGAGGCAUCGGGCCUGUGCUGCUGGCAAGCUUUCCCUCCACGUGGCCGGUCAGAGCAGGCUGUUCGGGCAGUACAUGGUGCUGGCGAAGGGGGAUGUCUAACCCGCUGCCAGCCCAGCUGCUGGAGGGUGCUCUGGCCCCGGCAGUGCACCCAGCCUGGGUCAGGGUGGAAGUAAAGCUUUCCAACCUGUUU
Terrapene triunguis (Three-toed box turtle) is the source of this 1780-nucleotide messenger RNA. It is a transcript of the gene NSUN5, whose product is annotated as NOP2/Sun RNA methyltransferase 5. Bases 1 to 1491 code for a protein of 496 amino acids. The transcript has 11 exons. Gene Ontology annotation, molecular function: methyltransferase activity. The record is from RefSeq and is a predicted model, not a curated record. Lineage: Eukaryota; Metazoa; Chordata; Testudines; Emydidae. Gene Ontology annotation, cellular component: nucleolus. Gene Ontology annotation, biological process: rRNA base methylation.